Pseudo-nitzschia multistriata is the source of this 2155-nucleotide messenger RNA. Lineage: Eukaryota; Bacillariophyta; Bacillariophyceae; Bacillariales; Bacillariaceae. The record is from the annotation of a GenBank genome assembly.
CCAGAGGUGAAACAAGAAAGGGGAAAAAUUGGUGUCAUCUGAGACGUUUGUUUGAUUUGGUUUCUUUUCAAGCAUCCAAGUCUGAGUCUUUGAGCACCUUGUUGAGCCCACAGAGAAAAUUAACUUGUACGGAGUUCUCUUAUUCCAGGCACCGUCUUUCUAUGCAUCAGCCAGAAGAUCGCCGGGAAUCAAAUUGUAAGACUGAAUCACCAUCAUCUGAACACGAAGAUCUAGUUUCUUCCUUAGUUUCAACAGACCUCCUUAUGACGCUUAAAAAGGGAGAGGCAACGCUUCCAAAAGGAGGGAGUUUCGAUUGCGAUCGUAAAAUGAUACUGAUCGAAGAAGAAACUUCCACGGAACUGAUCAUGCAACGCUCCGAAUACCUCGACAAAAUAGCCGACAAUAAAGCCGUCGGAGCGGAGAAUAAACCAUGGAGCGGAGGGGCAGACGGCAAAAUUAACGCGGAAGGUAACGACCAUGGGUCGUCGACCUCCCCCGUUCGCAGCAGCAAUUUCGGCGACGAGGGCGAGCCCGGAAACGGCACUAAAGAGGAAAAAGAGUCCGAAGGCGAUGUCGAAGAAGUCAGCAUUGAAGAUGAAAAAAGUUGCUGGGAUGGAAUAAACAAAUUCCGCAAGAUAUGUGGUAGGAUGGUGAAUAACCCAUAUGUACAGGUGACCAUGAUCAUAUUCAUUUUCAUCAAUGCAGCCAUGAUGGGUUGGGCGACCUUCCCAUACAUAAAAGACAACGAUACCAGGAGGACAGCAUUCGAAAUCUGUGACCUUGUAUUUUUGAUUAUAUUCACCAUCGAACUGUUCUUUCAAUUUAUCUAUCUCGGAUUUCGAUUAAUAUUUGACCCGUGGCUUACCUUUGAUCUCGUUAUCAUUUCGAUAAGUUGGAUAACCAUAAAUCAGACCGCUGGACUGCAAAUCUUUCGUGCCUUCCGCAUCUUUCGAACCUUUCGGUUGAUUACGCGCGUCAAGGUUAUGCGGGAUCUCCUUACUGGUAAGUAAACGAGAAAUGUCUCGUAAUGUUGUUUUCACUGCUAGUUAUGCAUAAAUAUAUGAUUUUUUAUGUUUGCAUUAUUCGCAAUAUUCGCCAUACUCUCUUCUGUCCUAUGCGAUGCAAACUAACAGCGCGUUCCUUUUCAAAUUUCGAAAAUGUGCUAUUCCGGCCCGACCCGACCCGAUCCAAUGAAAUGGUUCGUUGACGAUCCCAAAUUGCAGCUCUCGGCUCGGUUGUUCCUAGAAUGUCGGCAAUUAUAUUGAUGCUUUUCCUUAUUUUGUAUAUCUUCGCAGUGAUGUUUACCCAGCUUUUUGCAGAUGCAGGAGAAAUAGGCGAAUUCCAGCAUAAUUACUUUGGAACUAUGCAGGAUACUGCUUUGACUUUAUUUCAAAUGAUGACGAUGGAUGGGUGGGCCGAUAUUAAUCGAGGUCUGAUGGACGCAGGGUACUCUUAUUCACCCGUUCUCAUCAUCGCCUUUGUGAUUAUAUCCGGCUUCAUUGUCGUGAAUCUCAUUGUUGCCGUGAUCUGUGAUGGCAUUAGUGAUCUGGAGGACGACGAAAAGCAAAAACUAGGAUUUGGCGGAGAAAACGCAAGUGCUGAUUAUGAAGAGCCAAUCGAACUUCGAGAACAAUUGGAUAUGAUCGAGGACCAAAUAGGGGACCUGACAAGAAUCCAGGCCCAAACCUUUCACACCCUGUCCUUUUUGUCACAGCAACUCCAGGCACAGAAGGAAAAGAGGGACAAACCGAACGACUCAGACGACGACAAACCGAACGAUUCAUCGAAACCAGCUGGCGGCAAGAGCAACCCCAACGGCAACCACUGUGAAGACAUCCAGAAACCAUCGGGGCAGUCCGACACACGGCAGAACUACCGAGAUAUGUGGACGCAGGAGGGCUCCAUGAAACGAUUGCGGAACGAAGCGGUUUCUACCUUUGCCAAGGCGGCGAGCGAUCUCAAGAAGGUGAGGGAAUCGGAGGGGAAAAUGUCCUACGAGCCAUCCUCUAAGACUCUGUGAUUGUGCUGCGCUACGUACGCCGAACGAGUAUUGUGGUGCAGUUACUGUCGUUUUGAAAGUUGAUAGCAUAGUUUAAUGUACAGAAUUAGUUACUGAAUACUUAGUAUCCAUAUUCCAUAAAUGCAGAGCGGAAAG